AUGCAAGCUUCAAAGAAUAAAAAUACCGAAAAGGCAGAACCAUUCUACAGGCUUUCAGUGCCAAAGCAGAAGACCAGUUCUGAGAUUAUAAAUGAAGCCAGAAAUGUUCUACGAACACUAAGAACUCAGAGACCAUUUACACCUACAGAGGAUCAAAGGAAACUUUUUGGAUCUGGAUCCUCACGUCCUCCUCAAAAUAGACCCCCUUCAGUUUUCAGUCUUCAUGCAUCCAGUUUUGAUUUGACUGAAUCAAGACCCGUGUCUGGUGUUCGUCUUAGCCCACUGGAUCAUAAACCAAUACUAGUGACUUUUGCAAAAGAUGAAGAUUCUUCCACUACCCUUCCAAAACCUCCUGCCACUACUGCAGAGGUUAGAAGAGUCAGCAGUGCUCGGGCACACUUAUUUAGAAGAACUUCUCAGGGAAGUUUCGUUUCUGCUAAAACGGUUCCUCCUGAUCACAAUGAAGAGAAGCUAGAUUCUGAAGAACCAGCUAUGGUGAAUAAUCUUUGCAGAAGUAAUAACUGCUUAGCAGAGCAAAAGUCGUACACACUGUUUAAUAGUGAAAGUAGACAAUUAAUUUGUAAUGAGCGUAUCAGCACAUUGGAGAGGGAAGACUUUCUAAAAGAGACAGCAGGAAAAAUUUUACUUCCACUGAGAGGAGAAAG
This is a messenger RNA of Leptosomus discolor (cuckoo roller), 665 nucleotides long. Lineage: Eukaryota; Metazoa; Chordata; Aves; Leptosomiformes; Leptosomidae. The record is from RefSeq and is a predicted model, not a curated record.